AUGUUUUCCAAAUUGAAGAUGCUCAAAGACCCGUCGCCCGACCUAACAGAUCCGGACUAUGAAGAAAACGAGCGACUUCUGGCAGAAGAGCAAGGUCAAAUAUGGUCGGGAGACUACGAAACUGACGGCUGUCACUCUUUGGCAUCCAGCCUGCUUCAGUUUACGUUACUAGGAAUCUUCUUCCUCGUGGGAACCCUGCUUGGGUUCUUUUGGCGAGGUGAUCUAGACGGUCUUUGCAGUCAACAUGUCUCUCAGUAUUCCCCGAUCAUAAAGGAGGUGGGAAUAUCGUACCAUCUAGAAGAUUUCAACGGCUCUCUUCUUCGAGAAAAUAUUUUCCGACAAGAUGCCGGUCCAGACGUUGAUGCGGCAUGGGAAUCAUUAGGAGUGAAUUAUCAAGGGGUUCGGGUCUCAAAGGAAGAGGCGAUAGAGUCAGGUAUUGCUGUGGACCAAGUUCGAAUUCAAGAGAAAUAUGGUGGAGGGUAUCUAGCAAAUGUUGAGGGACUUCAUCAUCUCCAUUGCCUGAACCUUCUCCGCCAAUCGCUAUAUUAUAACUACGACUACUAUCAUUCAAAACAGGAGGGGCUUUUUGAAAAGAACGACUACAUUAUUCGGCAUCAUGUCUCACACUGCCUCGACGUGCUCCGCCAUCAACUCAUGUGUACCGUGGAUACAGGCGUUUUGGGCCAUGUCUGGAUAUACCCGGAGAACCCAGAACCAUUUCUUGAUCUCAAUACCCGGCAUCGAUGCAAGAACUUCGAGGAUGUGCGUCAAUGGGCCGAGGAAAAUCAGCUUCCCGAAAAACCCCCAGAAGAUUUCCUUCAGCGCCCUACACCUGGCGGUAUGAUUUAUACACAGAUGCCGUAG
This is a messenger RNA of Penicillium macrosclerotiorum, 864 nucleotides long. Its product is annotated as oxidase ustYa family protein. NCBI's taxonomy places the organism in Eukaryota, Fungi, Ascomycota, Eurotiomycetes, Eurotiales, Aspergillaceae. The transcript has 5 exons. The record is from RefSeq and is a predicted model, not a curated record. Gene Ontology annotation, biological process: mycotoxin biosynthetic process. The coding region runs from base 1 to 864 and encodes 287 amino acids.